Messenger RNA from Lotus japonicus, 1522 nucleotides. Its product is annotated as 2-oxoglutarate-Fe(II) type oxidoreductase hxnY-like. Lineage: Eukaryota; Viridiplantae; Streptophyta; Magnoliopsida; Fabales; Fabaceae. The record is from RefSeq and is a predicted model, not a curated record. The transcript has 11 exons. The coding region runs from base 119 to 1132 and encodes 337 amino acids.
CUUUAGAAAAAAGAAAAAAAAAACAUCAUCAAAAACCAUUCACUUUUCCUCUUUUAAUCAUUGCUAUUGCUAUUGCUAUUUGCUUCUCCUUCAUUUCAUUGUUCUUCUUCAUUCCAACAUGGGAAAACAGAGCACCCCUUCCCCUGAAGCCACCACCAAAUUCUCUGCUCUCAACUGCAUCAACCUCUCCAAUCCUGACAUCAACCAAUCCGUGAAACUGCUCAAACAGGCUUGUUUGGAUUCUGGUUUUUUCUACGUUGUCAACCAUGGAAUAAGCCAGGAGUUCAUGGACGAGGUUUUUGAACAAAGCAAGAGAUUUUUCACCCUUCCUCUCAAAGAAAAGAUGAAGAUUCUCAGAAAUGAAAAGCACAGGGGGUACACCCCUGUUCUUGAUGAGCUACUUGAUCCAGAAAACCAAGUGCAUGGGGAUUACAAAGAGGGGUACUAUAUAGGAGUUGAAGUUGCUGAAGAUGACCCAGAAUCGCAGAAACCUUUUUAUGGGCCAAAUAAAUGGCCUGCACCAGAUAUUCUGCCGGGGUGGAGGGAGACCAUGGAAAAAUUCCAUAGAGAAGCAUUAGAAGUGGGGAAAGCAGUUGCAAAGGUAAUAGCCCUCGCACUUGAUUUGGAUGCUAAUUUUUUCCAUCAGCCAGAAAUGCUGGGUGAGGCCAUUGCAACUCUACGUUUGUUGCACUAUGAAGGUCAAAUUUCGGAUCCCUCGAAAGGGUUAUAUGGAGCCGGAGCUCAUACUGACUUUGGUUUAAUUACACUAUUGGCAACAGAUGAUGUCUCAGGUCUUCAAAUAUGCAAGGAUAGGGAUGCUAAACCUCAGAUAUGGGAGGAUGUCGCACCAUUGAAGGGAGCAUUUAUAGUGAAUCUUGGUGACAUGCUAGAGCGCUGGAGCAACGGUGUUUUCAAGUCCACGCUGCACAGAGUUCUAGGAAAUGGUCAAGAGAGAUAUUCUAUUGCAUACUUUUUGGAGCCUAGUCAUGAUUGUCUAGUGGAGUGCUUGCCAACCUGCAAAUCAGAUAGCAAUCCUCCCAAAUUUCCUCCUAUCUUAUGCCGAGACUACCUGAGCCAGCGCUACAAUGAUACUCAUGCUGAUUUGAAUGUUUACAAGAAACAGCAAGCCUAAGCCUGGAGAACUGCAUGUUGUGUUAGGGAUACAUUCAACACCUUAUUAUAUAGAUUUUGUUUAAGUAGCCGAUUAGAUAUAUGUUUUUUUUUUUUUGGGAGGGGAGUUUGUUUAGGGAAGGAGGUUUAGCUAUUCAGUUCAACUUUAAUAUAUUCACACUAAGUUUCUCUUCUAUCUCAUUUCCACUAAUUUUUUUCUGUCUAUCCCUCUUCUGUUUCUAUGAGCCAUUAUUCAUCAUAUCUCCCACUUCUGUGCCUUUCAUCAGAUUCAGUUUUGUUUUGUACUUGUUAUUUGAUCUAGAAAGUAAAUAUGAAGUAAUGUAUUACUUUUCAUUCAACGUUAAAUUUGGGAGUGAUAAGUCUUUUCCUAUUAAGUGGGUCGACUAUGCAA